GUGUAGGAUCUAUAAGUAUAAAUAGGGUGCCAAAUUUAUUAGGUCUCUUGUCGUAUCUCCAUAGCAAAACCUAGCAGCAGUCACGUUUAGAGCUUCUCGAACCAAGAACAAUAUGGCUGAAGUCGAAUCAGAUGUUCCCGGAGCUGCUCUUGCGAAAAAGAGAACGUUCAAAAAGUUUUCCUUCAAAGGAGUCGAUCUCGAUGCUCUUCUUGACAUGCCCAAUAAGGAUCUUUUCGAGCUCUUCCCUUCCCGUAUCCGAAGAAGGAUGGAUAGAGGAAUGGGAGCGAAGCCUAUGGCUCUCAUCAAGAAAUUGCGCAAAGCGAAACUAGAAGCACCAGCUGGUGAGAAGCCAGAAGUAGUGAAAACACAUCUGAGGAACAUGGUGAUUAUGCCUGAAAUGAUUGGAAGCAUCAUUGGUGUGUACAAUGGAAAAACUUUUAACCAAAUCGAGAUCAAACCGGAGAUGAUCGGACAUUACCUUGCGGAAUUCUCAAUCACUUACAAACCGGUUUCGCACGGAAGGCCCGGUCACGGUGCUACACACUCCUCUAGGUUUAUCCCUCUCAAGUGAAGCCAUUACAAGACUUCAUGUUGUUUCUACCAUUUCUUUUCUUUGGCUUAUCUAAAUCUUUUUUAUGAAGUUGUUUCUUUUGGUCUUUGAACUUUUCUUUUAUUAUCGUUAUUACUUUUCUUGGUGAC
This is a messenger RNA of Camelina sativa (false flax), 699 nucleotides long. Its product is annotated as small ribosomal subunit protein uS19z-like. Gene Ontology annotation, molecular function: RNA binding; structural constituent of ribosome. Gene Ontology annotation, biological process: translation; ribosomal small subunit assembly. The record is from RefSeq and is a predicted model, not a curated record. Gene Ontology annotation, cellular component: ribosome; cytosolic small ribosomal subunit. Lineage: Eukaryota; Viridiplantae; Streptophyta; Magnoliopsida; Brassicales; Brassicaceae.